CACCUCCCUCAGCUUGUGUGUGUGUUUCUGCAAUGUGGCAAGAGAGAGAGUUUCCAAACCUGGUGACCGGGCCAGUAGAGCUGUGGAGGUGGAGCGAUGCGCUGAGGAGCAGGGAGUUCCCACAGCACAAACACAGCACACCGCUGGAGCUAGGAGUCAGCUGGACUGACACUAUCGUCAGAGCCCUCCACAGCCCUCCACACACAGAGAUCAAGGAACAAAAGAGCAUCAUGGGGGAAGAGGACCACGACUACGACUACUGGGACUACGACAACUCCAGCUCCAACGGGAGCCACGUCGACUACACUGACUACCACACCCUCUGCGACAAGGAGGAGGUGCGCUCGUUCGCCCGCGUCUUCCUGCCCGCAGUCUACUCCCUGGUGCUGGUGCUGGGCGUGGCGGGGAACGCCCUGGUGGUGGCGGUGUACGCCUCCCCGCGGCGCCUGCGCACGCUCACCGACGUGUGCAUCCUCAACCUGGCCGCGGCCGACCUCCUCCUCCUCCUCACGCUGCCCUUCUGGGCGGCGGACGCCGUGCACGGCUGGCGCCUGGGCGUGGCCGCUUGCAAGCUGGCCUCCUUCCUGUACGCCGCCAACUUCAGCUGCGGGAUGCUGCUGCUGGCCUGCGUCAGCGUCGACCGCUACCGGGCGCUGGGAGGGCGCCAUACCGCCGCGGGUCCCUCGGGGGCGAGCCCCGCGGCCAGGAGACGGUGGCGGCUGCUGGUGUGCGUGGCGGUGUGGGUCGCGGCCUCGCUCCUGGCUUUGCCCGACGCGGUGUUCUCCACGGUCAAGCACGGCCACGCCAGGCCGGCCUGCACGGCCGUCUACCCGCCCAGCCUGGCUCGGCCGGCCAAGGCGGCCCUGGAGAUUGCGGAGGUGGGCCUCAGCUUCCUGCUGCCCUUCCUGGUCAUGGCGGUGUGCUACUGGCGGGUGGCGCGGGCGCUGGUGGGGGCGGUAGGGGUGAGGGAGGGGAGGCGCUGGCGAGCCCUGCGCGUGCUGCUGGCCGUGGUGGCCGUGUUCCUUGCCACCCAGCUGCCCUACAACGUGGUCAAGCUGUGCCGGGCCAUGGACGUCAUCUAUGCGCUGGUCACCGACUGCGGCGUCAGCAAGGGUCUGGACCGCGCCGCCCAGUUGACCGAGAGCCUGGCGCUGAGCCACUGCUGCGUCAACCCCGUCCUCUACGCCUUCGUGGGCUCCUCCUUCCGCGGGCACGUGCUGAGGGUCGCCAAGCGCUUCGGAGAGCGCUUCGGGAGGCGCGGGGGUCGCCGUGGAAACGAGGAGCCGGCGGUGGAGAUGUCGCUGAACGCCCGCGCCAGCUCUCGCUCGGUGUCGGAGGACGAGGACACGAGCACUUUCACCAUCUGAGGCGCAGAACUUGACUCGUCUUCCAUUUUCCCGUGGAGAAGCGAGGGGACUAUCCUGCAUGAGACAUUUCUAAUAAGAACUUUCCUGUACUGAAAGCUCAAUGUAUCGCCAUUCUUUGACACUUUGGAUGCUUUGGAGAAAAACGUUAGCUAAAAUUUACACAUUAUGGUAUUUUACAGAUCAAUGAUGAUCAAUAUUACUUGUUUUUUCACAGAAAUUAUAUUGCAACUGCCUUGGUGUAUAAAGAGGUAUAUACACACAAAGAAAUCCCUACUUUUUUAUUAAAAGCAGAGGUAUUUUA
Osmerus eperlanus (European smelt) is the source of this 1668-nucleotide messenger RNA. Its product is annotated as atypical chemokine receptor 4-like. Lineage: Eukaryota; Metazoa; Chordata; Actinopteri; Osmeriformes; Osmeridae. The coding region runs from base 33 to 1367 and encodes 444 amino acids. Gene Ontology annotation, cellular component: membrane; external side of plasma membrane. The transcript has 2 exons. Gene Ontology annotation, biological process: calcium-mediated signaling; immune response; positive regulation of cytosolic calcium ion concentration. The record is from RefSeq and is a predicted model, not a curated record. Gene Ontology annotation, molecular function: C-C chemokine binding; C-C chemokine receptor activity; scavenger receptor activity.